AUCCUAGAGGCCAUCGAUGAUGUGAGACCGCCCGUACCAAGUCAGUCGCACUCCAAAGCGAUGAAUUCAAGUGGGCCCUCUGGAAAAAUAAAUUCCUACGAGACGAAAGUGGCUCCUAAAUCCAAAAGUUGCGACUUGUGCAACAAGGAAAACCAUCAUGACGUGUGUGUCCGCGGUUCCUCCAAAUGUCGGUUGACGACCGGUCAGCCUACAUUAAACGGAAGCAGUUAUGCUUAAACUGCUUUGCAAAGGGACAUCAGCUUCGUGAGUGCAAAAGCACGCACAAUUGUUUUACUUGCCGUUGCCGGCAUCACACGUUGUUGCACCGAAACAACCCCUUUUCCAGCAAUUAAAGUCCGUCAAAUCCUGCAAGGCCAAUUUCUGCUAAUCAAGUCAAUUUCGUUCCUAGUGAGCAAGCCGGUGUUCAAAAUUACUUCGCCACGCGCUCAAGAGCUAUCCUUCUUGGCACUGCCUUGAUCAAUAUUUUCCAUUUGGGCACUAACUUUAAGGCACGCGCCCUGAUCGACUCCGGAUCAGAGGCAACAUUCAAAACCGAGCGACUGUUCAAUCUAAUUAGACUGCCAUUCCAGGUGGUUCAAGCCCAAGUCUUAGGCUUAAGCCAAACAGUAGCAGCGCAGUCCAAGAAGCUCUGCAGUUUCACCAUCCGAUCUCCGACUAGGCCCGCGUUGCAGUUGGAGACGACGGCCUAUGUCCUCCCUCAACUAGCCGGAAAUCUGCCUUCCUACCCAAUUCCGCAAAAUUUCCUUCGGGAUCUUCCCGAUUUUCCACUGGCGGAUCCAAAAUUCUAUGAGAGCGCACAAAUAUAUGUCCUUACCGGAGCCGACAUUCUGCCUUCGGUGCUUCUGAGUGGAGCAAAUACCAACAUCUGUGGCUCCCUCUUGGAGCAAGGGACCAUUUUCGGCUGGGUACUAACUGGGCCAGUGUCAGCCUCAGCACAAAGCAGAAUUUCUUCCUUUUCGACGCAGAUCUCCCACGCGUACGAUAAUUCACUUGACAAACUACUCACAAAAUUUUGGGAGGUGGAGAAUAUACCAAUAAAGUUGGUAAAAGAAUCCGAUUCCAUGUGCGAGAAGAAUUUCCUUCAAACGACCACGAGAGACGAGUGUGGCAAAUAUGUCGUUACUCUGCCUUUUCGCGACCCAAAACAUAUCGGUUCCGGGAAUGGGCAUUCCAGGUCUUUCGCGUUGGCUCAGUUUUUAAGAAAUGAGCAGCGUCUAAAAAAAAAUGAGGCCUUAAAGGCGAGAUACGAUUCGGUGAUCCAGGAAUAUCUCGACUUAAAGCACAUGCGUCAAGUUCUUCCUACCCAUGAUGGACACGCCUAUUAUAUUCCACAUCACGGAGUCUUAAAACCGGAGAGCGUAACUACUAAACUCCGUGAAGUAUUCAAUGCUUCCAGCCCUUCAUCCAAUGGUACCAGUUUAAAUGCUAUCCUUCAUGCUGGCCCUGUCUUACAGUCCGACCUGACCAUUCAAAUUCUGAAGUGGCGCUAUUUCCGAUACGUGUUUAGCGCCGAUAUCGUAAAAAUGCAUCGGCAGAUCUGGGUAGAUCCGAAGCACACUCCAUUCCAACGAAUACUUUUCCGAUAUACUAGAGGGGAAAUCAGAAAUUUCGAAUUGAAAACAGUAAUCUUUGGAGUCAAUUGCGCGCCUUUCCCGCCCAUGCGAGUACUGCAGCAGCUAGCAGCUGACGUAGACCUCAGUCAUCCAAAAGCUAGCAAUAUCAUACAAAAUUUCAUGAAUGUGGACGAUGUUCUAGCCGGAGCGGACUCUACGGAAGAAGCUCAGCUCAUGGUGCAAGAGCUCCAAGACGCUCUGAAUUCCGCCGGAUUCCCAUUGAGGAAAUGGACCUCCAACCAAAAGGAAGUUUUAGCGGCCAUUCAGAGCGACCAACUCUUAAAUACAGAUUUUUCGAGAUCAAUGCAAAAAGCACUGCCAAAACCCUCGGUAUUCGGUAGAAGGUAACCUCCGACGAAUUCUUCUUCGAUCCGCCAGAGUUGGCUAUUUAAACGUCCUUCACAAAACGCCAAGUCCUGUCCCAAAUUGUUCGACCCUGCAGGCUCGAUAGCGCCGUUUACCGUUCGAGCUAAAAUUUUCAUGCAGGAGAUUUGGCUACUGGAGCUUGGGUGGGACGAAGACAUUCCAAAUGAGCUUUUCCAACGAUGGCUUAAUUUUCUCCAAAGUAAUUUAUUUGUUUUUAGAGCAGAUACGCAUUCCACGCUGGUUCUCGUUUCAUCAAGAUUUCAAGGUCGAACAUCAUGGCUUUUGUGAUGCAUCGCAAAAGGCUUAUGGGGCGGCAAUAUAUGUCCGCGUAGAAGUGGGCAGCACCAUUAUGGUGAAACUUCUAACCGCGAAGACCCGGGUAGCACCAGCAAAAACGGUUUCGCUCCCAAGACUGGAGCUGUGCGGAGCGUUAUUGCUUUCCGAAAUGGCUGCAGCCAUCAUUCCACAAAUGCCUACGAUCAAUUCCGAACUUUACUGCUGGCCUCCACAAUAGUGCUUGCAUGGUUAAGCAAGCCAGCAGGUCCACUGGCACGGACCACAUUUGUAGCCAAUAGGGUGACGAAGAUCGCCCAGGCCACAAAAACAGAAAAUUCGUCUCAUGUUCAAUCUGAGCAAUAUCCAGCAGACCUUGCAAGUAGAGGAGUUUCCCUCCAAGAUCUAGCCGAUAGCCUGUUAUGUGGGCACGGACCGACUUGGUUGCAAAAUCCACGCAACCAAUGGCCAACUCACAUCGACAACGCUCCAGUUACCGAUCUGGAGAAGCGUGCUCUGAAAGUCCAUCUCGCAAAAGCUCCUUCUGAAGAGUUGUUGGAACGUUCUUCCAAGCUUGAGAAAGCACUACGCUUUAUACAGCGGUACAGGAAGCAGACAUCUCCAUCUGUUGUGCAUUUGUUGAAAUUUGCUGAAAUCGCCGCCGCCGAGCGGUUCCUAAUUUCGAACACUCAGCGCAGAGAAUAUCACUGUCUAAGUGAAAAGCGUCCAGUACCAAGUUCCAGUUCCAUCCAAAGUAUGAACUCUUUUCUAGAUCCGCAAGGACUGAUCAGGGCGUGCGGCCGUGUGGCGGCUUCCGAAAGCCUUCAAUACAAUGAACGGCAUCCAGUGAUUCUUCCGUAUAACUGCCUGCUUUCGCGCCUCCUUGCAAAUAUCACACAUCGCCUAACUCUCCAUGGUGGUAACCAGUUAAUGGUGCGCCGCAUCCGGUCGAAUUACUGGAUUCCGAGAAUUAAGAACCUGAUGAAAGCAGUAGUAAAUUUGUGCAAGGUAUGUGUGAUCCACAAAAAGCGGUUGCAAAGCCAACUAAUGGGUUUCCUGCCCAAAAAAAGGGCAUCGUUCUCCCGACCAUUCACGUAUACUGACAUGGAUUACGCCGGUCCGUUCGAUAUAAAGAACUAUACGGGAAGAGAAAAACAUGCUCACAAGGGGUAUGUGUUAGGUUUGAUUGUUUCUCCACCAAGGCCAUCCAUUUCAAGCCUACAUCUGACUUAACGACAGAAAAGUUUCUUGCCGCUUUCGCUCGUUUUGUAUCCAGAAUAGGGUGUCCACGUCAAGUCCAGUCGGACAAUGGCAAAACCUUUGUUGGCGCUGCCACCCUGCUUUCCCGCGAUUUCCUUCAGGCCGUAAACGAGUCGGUGACGAAUGCCUAUAGUCAUCAAGAGAUGCAAUGACAAUUUAUUGCCAUUAUAUGGCAAACCAUAUGGGAGGCCUUUGGGAAGCAGGCGUAAAAAGUUUUCAGACACUAUUUUACAAAUGCACUGCCACACGAAAAUACACGUUCGAAGAGCUCUCCACGCUCUUGGAAAAAAUAGAAGCGUGCCUUAACUCCAGGCCGCUCUCUCUUAUGUCUGAGGAUCCGACGACAGAUUUGCUAGCCCUGACGCCAGGUCAUUUCCUUGUCGGGGGACCCCUUAUGUCUACGGAGGAACCCGAAGUAAAGGGAGAAACGAAAUCCAUUCAAAAUCGGUGGCAGCAUUUGAAGGCGCUCCAUCUGCAGUUCCGUGUGCGACGGAAAGAAGAGUACCCCGACUAAAAAUCUUCGCAUCGAUGACAUGGUCGUCAUCAAGUACGACAACUUACCCUCUAAUGAGUGGCGGCUCGGCAGAAUUGAGUCUGUCUUUCCAGGAGCCGAUGGCAACGUCCGUGUAGUAAAUAUCCGUACUGCACGUGGAGUUGUUAAACGUCCAGUGGCAAAAGUGGUGCUUUUGCCGACGGAGUCUUCCGAAUCUCCACAAUAAAUAGGCACGCCUCUCUUCCUAAUUGUAGUUUACUAGCACUAAUCAUCCAUUCUUAUUCAUUUCGUUUUCGAUCUCCUUUCGCCAUUCAGCUACCCGCAGCAUGACCCCUCGUCAACAAAACGCACGCAGUGCUCGUGCCUUGGAGAGCAUACGUACCCGAGGUAUUUAAUCCUACCGUUGCCGAGUCUACCGCGGUAUCCAUCCUCUUAGGAAGUGCGCGAGGUUCCUAAAGAUCAUCCCACAGGAGACUGCCGAAGCGGUGAUCGUUGCAGGAAAUGCGACCGAUCCCACCACACGCUGCUCCACAUGCACGAGCAGGUUAGCUCGUCGUCGCGGUCGAAAGCGCGCUCCCGUCUCAGAUCGAGCCCAGUGUGCGGAUCCGCACACCUGUCCGGGCAUUGAGCGACACAGUGGUGUCCAAGUUUCAGGACAUCAUGCUGGCUGAUGACCUGUUCCAUCGGCCUGCUACCGUGUCCUGGGAGCAGACGUUUAUCAAAAGGUUAUCAAAUCCGGAUUCCUGACCUUCGACGAGGGAAUGCCGAUCGCCCAGAAAACAGUUUUUGGGUGGAUCGGGUUCGGUGCCUGCAGCAUGCCGUAGGAUGGAUAUGUUGCAACCCCAGUGAUUGCAAGGGGGGCGGAAUGUCCAAGUUACGGGGCGAGGACUGUCACCCGCUCCCUCUCACUCUCACGAUCUUCACCACAGAAUCUCCAACUCUACUCUCCCUGAGGCAGCUUAAAUUGGAGUCUCCGCUGCGCUCGGGAGAGCUUAGAAUAAGAAUAAGCAUAAGUGUCUAAUGGGUAUAAUAAAUAUCGAAUAAACAUUACUCCCGAUAGCGCCCGCGCAAUUACUAAAAGUAAAGGUUUCGCCUGUUCGAGUCUUUCUAUUUCAGCAUAUUUGGAAAAUUCCAGGCCAGCCAACACCAUCAUCCCAACACAUAUUACAAGAGAAUAUAAAAUAAAUAAACGCAAAAUUCGUACUUCGUAUAUUUAUUGAAGGGUCUGCAGUAUUUGCUAUGGUCUCUUAAAUUCGGUCGUUUGCUUUAAAAAGGCGAUAAUAAUAAUAAGCGAUCGAAAAAACUUAUUGCAGAUUAACCAACAAAUAAAGUUACCAAAACAAAACAUAAGCUCAAAAAAGCUAGUUAUCAAUUUGCAAAAAAAACAAGAGAGAACGCUAUAGUCGAGUUCCCCGACUAUCUAAUACCCGUUAUUCACACUG
Drosophila yakuba is the source of this 5468-nucleotide messenger RNA. RefSeq lists its product as uncharacterized. The record is from RefSeq and is a predicted model, not a curated record. The transcript has a single exon. NCBI's taxonomy places the organism in Eukaryota, Metazoa, Arthropoda, Insecta, Diptera, Drosophilidae. The coding region runs from base 1083 to 1982 and encodes 299 amino acids.